UUCUAAUCCAAAAACUUUCCAAUACAGAACUAGUUAAACUCUUCAUAAUGAAAAACAACAGGCUUGUGGAAUUUCUCAACUCCUUGCUUUCAAAAAUUCCCAAAUUUGAAGAUGUAUUUGACGAGAAGAGCUUCUAUCGCCUUGUCUACCUUGUAAUUGCAGCUUCAAUUCUUUUUGUUUUUCUAAUGGUUAAGGUAUUCAAAGUUCGAGUUCGUGAAUACCCCUUCAAUUUACCCGAGCGUGCAGGAUGGCGUGAUUGGAAACCAGCAAAUCCUUUCCAUUUUCCAUGGCAACAACAAAAGGCUAGAAAACGGCAUUCAAAAGGAAGAAGACGAAUUCGAAGUGACGAAUAAAUUGGUUCAAAUUAGUCAAGUUUUUUUAGUUUUUUUCUUAUUUUUGAAAUUUAAACGAUCUCUCAGUAACCCUUUUAUGAUUUUCUCACAUAUAAAUAUUUUUACAACUUUCUUCCUA
Molecule: messenger RNA, 471 nt
Organism: Meloidogyne enterolobii
Lineage: Eukaryota; Metazoa; Nematoda; Chromadorea; Rhabditida; Meloidogynidae
Source: the annotation of a GenBank genome assembly